This is a messenger RNA of Teleopsis dalmanni, 315 nucleotides long. RefSeq lists its product as uncharacterized. The record is from RefSeq and is a predicted model, not a curated record. The transcript has a single exon. NCBI's taxonomy places the organism in Eukaryota, Metazoa, Arthropoda, Insecta, Diptera, Diopsidae. Bases 1 to 315 code for a protein of 104 amino acids.
AUGGAUUCUGUUUACGGUAACUUUGCACCAUCACUAACCACACUAAAAUAUUGGAAAGCUGAAUUUAAAGGUGGUCAUAUGACUGUUUUUGGUCAUAUGACUGUAGGUCCAAAAGAGGUCACAAUUGAAGAAAAAUUUAAAAAAAUUCACGAUAUUGUGUUGGGUGAUCCAAAACUUAAAUUGUGUCAGAUAGCAAAAAUAACAAAUAUAUUAUAUGAACAUGUAUCAAAUAUUUCACAUGAAGAUUUGAGUAAGGAAAAGCUUCGGCAAGAUGAAAGCUCGGAUUUGCUAACAAUUGACCAAAAACGACAAUGA